UUCAUGAGCUAUUCGUGUCUGCAUGUUGGCGAGCAUUUAGAAUUAGAUGUCCUGGCUAAUGUAUCAUUUGAAACCAACAAGAACAUGUCAAUCAUUGUGGAGUGUACCCAGGGUUGGGUUAUAGAUCACGAGGAAAGCUUGAACAAAAUUUACCAGACUUGCCAAGACUGGACUAAAAACAAAGAUGGACAAGACUCGGAAGAUGCAGAUAGGAAAAAGCACAGGCAUUUUAAAAGCCAUGAAGAUCUGUUUGCUAUACAUGGUCCAUUCAUCAUGAACAGUCAGUAUGAAAAAUUGAAAAAGCAACAUCUAGAAGGAGAGGUGAAUCUGGCUAUGGUUGAAACCAGAACCUGGUGCAGAAGUGAAAAUUUGAUAAAUAAAAACCCUACAGAGACAUGGCAGGCUGAGUCUGAAGAGUCACUGUUUGCUGCAUUUUGGAAAGUGGUGGAAGAAGCUAAGAAGAAGGGAUACUUUGUAAAGAAAAUUUUAACCAGUGAUCCUUUUAGCAACAGUUCCUAUAGAGAUUUUGCCAACACAGAAGAAAAAGAAUCUACCAACAAAGUGCGUGAUGCCAUGAAAGUGGGGAAAAGUGACCAGAAAUUCAGCUAUGGGGGCCUUUUAGGAAAAAGAAAAAUAUCUGAGGAUGUCUUUCUCAGUGAAGAUGUUACAGCAAGGUGUAAGAAAGUGGAAAAACAGAAUAUCAAUGACAAAACCCUACAAAUUGAUAAAAAUCAUAUACAAGAAGGUCAGGCUACAUUUUUUGAAUCUUGCCGAGAAUCAUUUUCAAAAGUGACUCCAACUCCAUUACUGCAUUCUGGAGCUAAAAAUAUGAAGUGCUUAACAUCACCCAAACCCAUACACAGCAUGGAUGUACAGAGCUUAGCAUGUAAAAGUGGACAGUCCUCUUCAGAGUUGAAAACUUCAGUGAAACUAUGUGGUUCUUACACUACUACCACUUUAAAUGAUAAAUGUGACUUACCUGCACCCACUGAGCAGGUCAUUGUGACAGACUCGGAAACAAACCACCAUGCAAUAAAUGUUGACAAGCAUAGCGAGAGUCAUGUUUGCUCAGAUAUAGAGAUGGACGGAAUGCCAGAUAGUUAUAAAAAAGCAAUGCUGAGGUGGAAGAGAGAACAGAAUCUUGCUGACCAGGCUUUUGACAGGUUAUUGAAAGUACAAGAAACCACAAAUCCUCAAAUUGGCUGCCAGUCCUUAGAACAAACAGAUCGAGAAGACAACAUACCCACUCAGCUGCGUUGGCAAGAGUACAAGGCAUCAAAGAGAGGUCAUUCUACACAGACAAAAUUGUUCCCUGUACAGAUGAUAGUAGACAUGGCUCAUCUACCAUCAAGGUUACAAGAACAAAAACACAAGCAUUUGAAGUUGUCAGGACUGCAUUCACAGCAGCAAACUGCACAUAAAGUGGAAUUCAGUGAUUGUGACACAAAAGUUCAACACAUCUGUGCAACUGAUGAACAUGUUGGCUGCAAGUCUGAUUGUGAGAUAUCAAAGGAAAAUUUAUUUGCAAAAGUGAACCAGCAGAGUGGGGUUUCAAAUGGGUUGCUUUACAGUAAACCUUCAACAAAUGGCAAUAGAUUGCAGGAUGAGCAAGAUUGUCAUAGAAAGUAUGCCCCUUGCUGGUCAAGUAGUGUUAAAAACUACCAAUUUGAAAGCCAACAAGAACAACAAGACUCCAGGCCAAAUGACACAAACCUACAUGCUCAACUCAAUCCUGAUGCUCAAGAAAAACAAAUAGAACAAAACUGUCACUCUGAAAACCAACAAAAUGAAUCUCUGAGCCAACACUUAGAUGUCUGGUUUGAACAUGAUAACAACAAGUCUGCAAGGCUUGCUGCCAAGAUUGAAGGUCCCGGAGACAAACUUGCUCUGUCCAGCCAGAAACUUGCUAAGACACAUAUGAGCAUAUUAAAUUGGCACAUUACUAGCAAGCAAGAAACUGUGCCACCAAGUUUGUUCAACACAGUGAUUCAUCAUGUCAGUGAUCAAGUGUCUGUCAUUCCAUGGCUUGAUGGAGAGUACCUUGUGCCACCAUAUUGCUCUUUCUUGAUGUCAGAUGUUUAUCACUUAAGACCUCUGUUGAGAGGUUUGGAAACAAGCAUUUUCCUUUUGCUGCAGAGAUGCAAAGUUUGUAUAGAAGCCAGGUAUUCUAAAGGGAUUUUUUAUUUAAUCAUCAGCUAUGACUUAUUGUCCUGGCGUGACAUUGCUAACCUUCACAAGCCUUUGCGGACCCUGAUGUCUCCUGGUUGUUUAGUGGUUGUGUGGAUAACAAACAAGGAAGGCCUUAAAAAUCACCUCAUUGAGAAGAUCUUUCCAAAGUGGUCAGUCAGAUACCUGACAGAAUGGUAUUGGUUGAAGGUGACUCGCUCAGGUGAUCCUAUUUACCCACUGAAUUCACCACACAAGAAACCAUUUGAGAAAUUGAUAAUAGGACGAUAUUACCCUGUAGGCAUACCAGUCAACAACUCCAGUAAUUUCCCGAAAAAACCCAGGGUGAUUGUCAGCAUUCCUUGCAGUAAUCAUUCACGGAAGCCACCAUUAGGAGACAUUCUGAAGAAGUUUGUUCCAAAAGAUGGCACAUGCCUUGAAAUGUUUGCCAGAAAUUUGCAACCAGGCUGGUAUUCAUGGGGAAAUGAGGUGCUCAAGUUUCAGCACAUCGAUUUCUUCAAAGAGAUUCAAUGUAAACAAACUGCCUGUCCUGCCCAUGAUGCAGAUUAAUACUACACCAUUUUGUCACAGUCAGAUAUGUUUACUUGGUGCUAGUACAAAUUACAAUGCAAUAGGUUUUAAGUCAUAUAAAAAGCCAUGCGUUGGGUUUUGUUUGUAAGUUGUGAUGGCGUGCACUGUACUCAACACACUAAGGACACUUGCUUCUUCAUUGUCAUGCAUUACACUCGAGGCCUCGAUGUUUGCAGAUUACUCAGAGUUCUUUGGACAUGUCCUAUAUCCUCUGUACUUGUUUACUGGCUGUCUGCAAACUCGAAAUUUCACAAGAACUCGCGUGGCACAUAAGAUUCUGUGCAAAAUUUUGCCAUGUAAAAGCCCGUUCAGCCUGUUGUGACCAGGGCUUUUAGGCAUCUCCAGACCUUAAUCUGAUCAAUUGUUUUGUUCCACAAUAAAUAUUAAAUAUUUAUUUUAAAUCCAGGCUUUUUUUUUUUUUUUCGAAGGGGAGAUGGUCUUCCAACAAAGCACUUGAUUGCUACCUUUUUAUUUAGCUUUAGCAUACUAUUAUCAGUCUAUUUUUUAUUUAAUUAUUCUGUUGUAAAAUCUCAAUGGUAUUUGUAUAUAAUAACUAGUUACAUUAUUGAAAUUAGUUUUUUGUUUAGUAAAUGGAUUGCACUUUUUAUAUACAACAGAUAAAACAUCAAUAGGUCAACUGAUACUAGUCAUUUUACAUAUACAGGAAAUUUAAAUUGAAAAAUUUCCUCAGACGUUAAGAAAAUAUUUUAAUGCAAAUUUUAAGUUUUUUUUAAUGCAUUUAUUUUAUAUUCUUCUUCAUCUGUCAACCAUGCAUACUGAGCUUAAUAAAAAAGAAACUAUGUUUUAGACAAUUUUUUGCCUUUUUGAUGUGUGUUGCCAAUGCUAAUUAUCCGGUGACAGAAAAUUGCAUGUGUUACACUGGAGACCAAACCUGCAUACCAUAUCGCGGCAAUUAUUAGAUUCAUUGAUGUUACUUCACCCACUUAGGUCAGUUAAAUUCCAGGUUAGCGUAACAGUUAAAACUUAAAAAAUUAAAAUGGAAAUUAAAGAUUUUUCUCCUGCACAGGUUCAAACUGACCACAACGUAUUAUAUACUUGUAUCUACAGCCCUGGUCAUUCACUUCUCCAUUGUUGAUCAGUGUCAUUUCUCUCCUUUUCGUUUAAUUCAGGUGUUCUGAACUGAUUUCAGUGAUGUAAAACACC
Molecule: messenger RNA, 3921 nt
Organism: Lingula anatina
Lineage: Eukaryota; Metazoa; Brachiopoda; Lingulata; Lingulida; Lingulidae
Biological process (GO): methylation
Cellular component (GO): nucleus
Molecular function (GO): nucleic acid binding; methyltransferase activity
Source: RefSeq, a predicted model, not a curated record